Molecule: messenger RNA, 2467 nt
Organism: Myripristis murdjan (pinecone soldierfish)
Lineage: Eukaryota; Metazoa; Chordata; Actinopteri; Holocentriformes; Holocentridae
Product: amphoterin-induced protein 3
Exons: 3
Coding region: 370-1845 (491 amino acids)
Biological process (GO): brain development
Cellular component (GO): membrane
Molecular function (GO): protein binding
Source: RefSeq, a predicted model, not a curated record
CGUUUGUUAUACACUGCAAAGCACUGCGGGAUGUUUGUCAAGCGACACUCUCAUUUGGGGCAGGAGGAAAGCCAGUGGGAGACCUCAAACUUGGCUGAGAAAAAAAAGGACAGACUAAAGGAAUAGGAAUGCAAUAUAAUGGGAGGUGGACCUAAGAAGCAGAUCAGCGUUAGACAGCAAUGAUGAGUGAAUUCAUUAAUGGAAUACAGCUUUGAGAGGAAAAAAAAAACACUCAUUCAUGACUUAUGACUCAGCACUGGGAACUCUGACUGAAUCCAUCUGUGAAAACAAAGUUUUAGUCAUCGAAUAACAGAAAGGAACAAAUAUUUUGAGGGAGAGUGAGAGGGAUAAUAAAUCUGUAAGGAAACGAUGUGCAGGAAAAUGACCUUUGGAAUAUAUCCAGGCCCUUUUCUGGUCUUCUGUCUCCUUCUCCAUGGCUCUGAAGAGAUCUGCCCCUCCAUGUGCCUCUGUACAUCUGACAUGGUGAGCUGCAGCUCCAGUGCUCUGACCAAACUACCUCAAUCCCUGCCCUCCUCAUCUGUUUCUCUGGAUCUCAGCUACAACCAUCUGUCCUGGCUGGGUCCAGGCAGCUUCAACGGGAUGCCCAGACUGGAAAACCUCCGAAUGGCCCACAAUCAGCUCAGUGCCUUGGGCCAUGCAGUGUUUCAGAAUGCCUCCAGCCUCAGACACAUCGACCUGUCUUCCAACAGGCUGCGCGUGGUGGAGCAGCACUACUUUCAGGGGCUGUGGAGGCUGGAGGAGCUUCUUCUCUUCAACAACAAGAUCACACAUGUGGAAGGUGGCACGUUGAAUGGUCUGAGCAGCUUAAAAAAGGCUUACUUCAGCUUAAACCAGAUCACAGAAUUCCCAUUCUUCUCCAUCCAAGACCACAGUCACCCUUUCCUGACCAUGCUGGACCUUUCCUCCAACCGCAUGACUACUCUGCCAUGGGAGGAUGUGAAAGCCCUGCCAGGGUUGGUGCAGAAGGGGUUGUUCCUCCACAAUAACUCUCUGAUCUGUGAGUGCUCCAUGUACAGCGUGUUCUGGCACUGGCAAAUGAGGGACUAUGAUUCACUGAAAGACUUCAUGGAUGAGCACACCUGCACCAUCUACGGGGAGCCCCGUGCCUCCAUCCGCUUCCUCCGACACAACCGCUUCUUCCAGAACUGCACUGUGGGAAAAGCCGUCUCGCUGCCUGUGACUGUGUUUCUUUCAACUGUUGUGGUGUCUGAGGGAGAAAAGGUGCGUCUAGACUGCCAAACGUCCCUCAGUGGCGCAGACCUCUCAUUUACAUGGCUCUCCCCCAGCAAAGGAUACAUCACCCAGACCGGCAUUAAUGACACACUAAUUAGGCUGUUCCCUAAUGGCACCUUGGAGAUCUCUGCAGCCAAGGUCAAUGACUCAGGUCUGUAUGUAUGCACGGCCGUGGAUAUUAAACAGAUGCUGAAUGCAACCCGUGAGGUCAAUGUGACUGUGGUGCUUCCUUUAGCUGAAUCGUUCAACACGGGCUACACGACGUUACUGGGCUGUGUGGUGACCAUGGUCCUUAUCCUCAUAUACCUCUACCUGACUCCGUGUCGCUGCAGCUGCUGCAAACAGCCCAGACCACAAGUCAUCCCAAUCGCCGCCUAUGACCCCAGCAGCUUCUCCUCCAUUUUUUCCCCUUCCACCGGCCCCAGAGACCCACUCAAAAUAAGCAAUAAGCAUGUAGCAUUCAUAGAGCCAGUGAUAGAUGAACAGAACGGGUGUCUGAAGGCUGACAUGGACCAGCCCGCUUUGCAGUGGGAGUGGGAGAACUCAGGACAAAUCAAAACUCCUUACUCAGGAAUUAGCAGUGAAACAUGAAAAUAAAUCAUCCCCACUAGAGUGUAUACCCAGUAAAGGAAAAAAAAAAUUCCAUCUCUCUUUCCCAGCUUUUGCCAGCCAUGGUUAAAAAGCCCUCUGAAGAAAGUGGGGGGAAAAAGCAAUAUCUUCUGUUGUACUUCUGCUCUUCCCUGUCAUUUGACCAGUAGUUGUCUGAGAUGAGAAAUGAAAGUUUCAACUUUGGUUUAUUAUCCCCAGAGUACUGACAUUGCUAAAUCACGGUAGAGCCAUUAUCAGUCCUAAAAAUCAGUUAAUAACUUUUGCUAUGUACUCAGGUGCUGCACUACUCUGGGGGAUCUUUCUAGCGUGAGCCAGCAGUGAAGCUGGCUGGCUUUUCACAGAAACUGUUUAACAAGGAUUAAAAGCAAUGGAAAGUUCUGUGGGUUUAUGACUCUAGUAAAUUCAGUUUGUGUAUCCAAGUUGAGUUGACGUGGUCUGUAAUUAGUGUGGUAGAGAUAGACACUAGUACUGCAACAGCUGAAGAUCACUUAACCCUCAUUUUUUGAUAAGAUGUAACUUGAACAUACGGCACAGAAAACUUUACCCAACUCCUAAAACUUUUGUUCCCUAUGUUCUUAAUAAAUGAUUCAGUCCCUUUACAUCA